Molecule: messenger RNA, 5874 nt
Organism: Elgaria multicarinata webbii
Lineage: Eukaryota; Metazoa; Chordata; Lepidosauria; Squamata; Anguidae
Gene: CEP295
Product: centrosomal protein 295
Exons: 29
Coding region: 107-5605 (1832 amino acids)
Molecular function (GO): microtubule binding
Source: RefSeq, a predicted model, not a curated record
CUGAGACAUCAUGGGCCUGAUCAGCUGAAUUUGACCUGUAGCCAGAAGUUCCCCAUCCCUGCUUUAAAGAAAUAAAAUAUAUUUGUUGCAAAGCACAGAAUAUUAAAUGUACCCAAAGAUGAAAAGGAAAGUGACCAAAGCUGGGGGACUUAGACUUAGUCCUAAUGAAGAAGCCCAACUAUUGAAAGAAGAAUAUGAAAGGAGAAGAAAAUUAAGGCUGCAGCAGGUUAGGGAACAGGAGAGGAAUAUUGCUUUGCAGAUAAGACAAGAUGUUAAGCAGCGAAGAGAUGAGCACCUGCAUCAGUUGGCAGAAGAAUUGAAGGCAGAGUGGCGGAAAGCACAAGAUGAGAAGAUAAAAGCCUUGGAAAAGCUUUACUGGUCAAGCUUAAGAACAAUAGGAGAAGGGCAUAGACAGGCAAAGGAAAAUGAGCCUGAUUUGGAGGCACUGGCAAAGCAGGCAGAGAAAAGGAAACAAAGAGCAGAGAAGAGGCAUAAGGAAGCGCUGAAGGAACAGAAGAAUCAAAAGGAGAAGUUGCUGAGGGAGCAAACACGGAGAGCAAAUGCACGGAAGCAUGCCUUCGAUGUAGAAAAAGAGAGAGCUGCUAAAAUUGCAAGCCUGCCUCCACCUCCUCCCCACCCCUUUGAAAAUAUUGAGCUGAAGACUGUCCCUACAGUGAAAGUGUGUGACGUUGACACUUUCUCGGUUACUCGCCAUCAUCACUUUGACCCAUAUUUGGAUAGAGAAAUAGACACAGAACAGCCAGAUGCUCGGUUGCUUGCUGAGGAGGAAGCCAAACGGAAGGAAGAAUUACAAAAAGAAGAAGAAAGAGAAAGAAGGGAGCAGGCGGAAAAAGCUCGUCUGAGAGGGAAGCAUGCCUUGAAGAAGGUUCUUCUGGCACGAGACAGGGAAAAGCUAAUGAAAGAGCUUGAACAGAUGCAGAAUAUGGACCUUGCUCGCAGAAGACAGAUCGUUGCCCAGAUGCCUCCUCAGCUGUUUGAACCAGCCUACAGGCGUGUGGAACUCAAGGAAGAAUGGCAGAGGGAGCUGGAGUGUGCCUUUGAAGACAUGUAUACUGGAGACAGGAAAAUGAAGGGAGACCUUAUUUUGCACCUCGAUCCACAGCCCUUGCCGACCUUCUCUGAUCAGUCUCAAGAUGAUGAGCUGGAGCUCUCUCAGGAGCCAGGUUCUGUUUCUGAGGUGCCACCAAGACUGGGGGAUGAGGUGAAAGACAGUGAGCUGGGUGGUAGUGAAGUAGAAAAGGCACCUCAGCCUCAACCAAAAUUAGCUCUUAAAAAAUUGCUAAACAAGAUCAGGAACCAAAAAGACCAGUGGACAUCAAAAUGUGAACCAGAGGUUCCAAGUGAAUUUGGGACAAUUGAGUCAGGAAUAAUUUCUAGUGGAGAGAGAAGAUUGUGUGAAUCAGAACCUGAAUAUGAAACUCAGUCUGGUCCUGUUCCUGAAGCCAAAGAGUUUCCAGAAAUAUUGGACCUAACUGUUGUUGCUGGAAAUGCAGUUCUAAAUCCACAAGAAGGAGCAACUAAAAUGAGAAUGGAAGCUGAAAGACAAAACCAGAUUGAAUGGCUGGAGCGCCAAAAGCAGCAGCAGUUGGCAUUGCUUCAGCAAAUUGAAGAGCAGAAAAUACGUCUGGAGGUUGAUCUUCUGAAGGCUCAAAUACAGCAUCAGGAGCAGGAAGUUAAGAGAGAGCAAGAGAAGAAAGAUCAAGAAUCCCAAACAGAACAGAUGAAUGUUGUCCCUGUUGUACACCAUCAUCAGACAGUAGAACCAAAGUCUGAUACUCCCAUUGGAACACAGGCAGCCAGCAGUUCUAAAGAGGAUGACCAUGUACAGAUGAUUCGUGAAUAUCAGCAGCAUCUUCUAAUGCAAAACAGGAUGCACAGAGACUCAGUUGAAGAAGCCAGAAAACAUUUACUUGAGUAUCAGAACAAGCUGAAACAAAGAUACCAAUCAGUUUCUACAGCAUUAUUAGGACCUGCUGAGAGACACGUGCAUCUACAUUCUAUUCCUGAACCUUCAUUGCAGUUACAAAGGUUUGAUAUGUUGCAGAGACUUAAUCAGCCAUCUAAGAAGGCUCCUGUACAAGAGCCAGCUGAGUAUUCAAAACUGCCAUUGGAGCAGAAAAACAAAGAGCGAAGGCCUGAUGUUGACAGUGGGGAACAGGCUCAGUCUGUGGGUACCCAGGUGAAUCAAAGGCCUUUUCAGUUGAAACAGAAUUCCUGUUCACAUCCAGAGAAGGAAAAACUGAGUGCAGCAGGGACUUCUGCAACGCCAUCAUUGGAAUUUUACAAGAUUCCAGGACCACCAACGCUCAAGCCGAGGGAUACUUCUGUUACAACUCAACCCGUGACACACACGCAGCAUGUCCAAUUUGCUUUCCCUGCAGACAAUUCUACUGAGCCUUCACAAACAAUCUGCUCUGAUAAAUUGGUGCCUCAUACACCUCUGGUAGAACAGAGCCUUCUCCCAACACCCUUAAAGCAUCAACAUGUACCCACUGAGAGUAGGCUAAGAACAACUGAUCCUUUGCAGUCUGUCUUUUCCUUGCCUUCCCCAGUAGCAAGUGAGGCUGGGAGGACCCAGGAACCCUUUCCAUUAAAAAAUAGAAGUGGAUCCUUCUCUGGUUGUUCUGAUAUAGUGGAAUUAAGGGAUAGAAUGCUGGCUUCCUCUGAGAACAUCCAAGCUCAGCAAGAGCACUUGAAAGAACUGCAGGAGCAGCUAGACGAGCAACGGGAAGCUCUCCUUUCUCGGCAGAGGAUACAAGAGGACCUGCUUAUGCAGAAGCAUGCUCAGUUGAAACGGCAAAUGGAGCAGCAGCAAGAAGCUUUAAAAGAGUUUCUUAAACAGGCAGGACAAUCCAGCACGCGCAGGGAGAUGCCACAGGUGCAAGAAACUAACAGCCUCAGUCUGUUGGCUCUGCUUUCUGAAGAAGCAAAAGACGGCAGCCGAGAAGAGGUUCACGCUGGUGAUGUGAACGUCCGUACUGAGAAUAAAGUUCUGUUUCAAAACGUUGGUUCAGCUGAACACAUUGAGCCAUUUCAAAACACGUGGGGAAGAGAACAGAAAUGGAGACUUUCAAAACCACCUUUGGCAAAAGUAAAACUAGGACUUGAUUUGGAACAGCAUGAACUUAGUAUUAUACCUGAGCUUGACACACCAAGGAGUGGCAGACUUUCCACGACAGGUUACAGAGAAUCUUUUACUGGAGAGGUUUUCCUCCCUUCCAGUGUUGAUAAAUGGCAGUCUAGCAAAAGCCCAAAUGAAUCUCUCCAUGAAGAAACAGAUAUAUUAAGAAUUACAGCUGAUGGCGAAGAACAUAGUUCUAGUGAAAACCAGGACCAGUUACAUGGAUCAUGGCACGAUUCGAAACUUGGAGGUUUCCGUGACUCAGUCCACUACAGAGAACUUAUUCUUACGGAUCAAGGUUUACCCAGUUAUGCUGCUGAUAUUGGAAACAGAGUAGCUACAUAUCCUGACCCUUCAUUUAAACCAAAUAGUACGGUCGCACUUCCUGCAGCCUGGCCCCCUGGUUCAUUAAGUCCACAGACGGAUUCGAAACAGGUAGCCUGUGGCUAUUUCUCUUCAUCUGCUCUGUCUGCUGUCAGAUUUAUAAGCAAUGACAGCCCAGACAGAAAUCUUGCCAGUACAGAGCCGUCUUCAACCAAACAUUUUAGUUCCCCCAUGAAGGAGAAUGCAAACGCUUCUUGGGAUCCUUCAGUCUCUCUACUUCACAAUCAGGAUGAUACUGCAGAAACUCCUGAUUCACAUCUAUCUUUUGGAGAAACAGUGCACUUGAAUGGAAGCAAAAUUCAGCAAAUCAUAGACAAAUAUACAAGAGAUUUCAGCUGGUCAUCGCUAAGCAACAUAUCUUCCCAUGAUCCAGCAGUUGGACUUGAUGUUGCAGAGAUUGAGAGAACUUUUCCAAAUUUCCACCGUGAGCUUUUUCAGCCUUUAGAACCAAGUCCUGACUUUGAUAGCUGCUCACAUCUUUCUCUGUGUAGAGUCUCUUACAACAGCAAGGACCUGAGCAAGAGUUUGGAUUUAUCUGAAAGUCAUGAAUCCACAGCUUCCAGUUUGGAAGAAAGAAGCAACCUCCUUUCAUUUCUUAGUACAGGAAAACUAAGCAAUAUUCUGCCUACAGAACAGGCUGGUGAGGAGAUAAAAGAGCAACUGCAAGCAGGUGCUGAAGAAUUUUUUGAACAUCUUCCUGUGGAAUCUGCCUUAAGCAAACUUAGACAGGGUGUUGAUAAACCUGGAGCCUUUAGCAGUCUGUCUGAACAAAACUUUGAAAUAAGUUCAUCUAUUGAGAAAUGUACGUAUAUUUCACCUGGGAGUGCACAAUGUGAGGAACUGGAAGGUGAUGAGAAUGUCAGUCUCUACUCUUCUGUUGAAAACUUUCGUAGUUUGACUCCAGUAGAUGAUCACGGCUCACUUUAUCAGCUGAUUCCAGAUGAUGGUACAAUGAAAAAUGCUGUUGGGAGGACAGAGGACAUGAAAGAGGACAUGUGGUCAAGAGAGGAGAACCUGUGCUUCGUUGAACUACCUACUGCAUCAACCAACAGGGAGCAUGAUAUGCUUACUGAAAAUGCAAUAAUGCAUGGGGAUGUAGAAAUUGAUCUCUCUCAGUGUACUUUACAUACUGUGGGAGAAGAAAGUUCUCUAAGAUCGGAGAUAAUGUGGAGUUUGCCUCAUAAAAUAAAUUCCAAAAUCUCAAUCAAUCCUGAACAAAAUUAUGUACAGCAAAGUGUUUGUGAGCUAGAUAAGGAUCAACAAUCAAAUCCGAACGCCACCCAAGCAAAAAGCUCAGUUUCCUGUUUGUCCCAAAGCAACAGACCAGUCUGGGAAGCACUUACAGGGAGAGGCAUUAUGGAAGAACCUGAAUUGACUCUAAUAAGUUCCAAUGACAUCAGCACUGCAGAAUCAGACCUUGAACUCCUUAACCAAGCAGAUGGUGGAAAGGAAAAAAGUGAAAACCUGUCAUAUAUUGAUAAUUCUGAAGUUAAAAGCUGUCCCAAGAGCAGAGGAUUUUUACCUUUAAAUCCAGAAGUGGACGACUCCAUUUCCACUCAACUUGACUAUCCAUGUAUAGAUCAAAGCCUCAAAGAGAAGUGGAAUAAGAAAACCAAACCAGCAGCAGUGUCACCAGAGCUCACAUCUGUCCCUGGGAGCCUGCAAGAAUCAUUUUUGAAGCGGAAGAAAGAUUUCAUUGAGAGAUCCUCUAAAAGGCUGGAAAGACUCAAAAGUAAAGAGCGAAGUUCAGAAAAGCUACAGGCUAAGACAUCUCAACAGAAGAAAACACAACUUCAUAAACCAAAAGAGAACUUGCUGCCUCCUGGUGCAGCUGUUAGUCAUUUGAAGAAACUGGAAGAAAUAAAAGUGUGCUCUGCGGAGGACAGGAAGUCGGUAGAAAUACAAAUGCACCAGCGCACUUCACGAUUGUAUAAUAAUCUACCUGAAGUGAAAAACAGAAAGGAAGAGAGAGAAAGACAAGAAAAUUAUGCCAAAAACCGGGAAAAAGCAAAGGAAUUUCAAAAGAAAACAUUGGAAAAACUACGGGCCAGAAAAGUCAACAUAAAAAAGGCGUGUUGAUUAAGCAUCUUACAGAUGGAAGAAACCUCUUCAGUGUAAAAUCAAAUCCAUGCUUGAGGCCACUUUUGUAAAUAUUUGAAAUGAUGUAACAGACUUUGAUAUAGUUUACAUUCAAUUUGGAUGUUUUUCCAGAAUAUCCAAAGCUGUAAAGACUGACUUGGCUGUGGUUUUCCACUUCAAUUAUGGUUUUUUAAAAGAAAUCUCACAAUUUAAUUACAGCUUUUGUAUCGCUAUUGUGUUUAUUUAUAAUAAAAUGGAUUUAAAUUUUA